CUUCUCUGCUAAAAAUUGGUAUUAAUAAACAACGGUAGGAAUUUUUCGUGUUUAAAAGCCUAUAUUAUAGAAUACUUUUAUAGAUUGAAUGAUCUGAACUGAUUGCGAACGAGAGCGUAGAGUGAUCGAGAGAGUGGACGAGCGAAUGAGCGAACGAACGGAAGUGCGUGAGCAAACGAGAACGAAGUGUUGGGGUGAAGGUAGCCCUGGUCUUCCCGCAGCGCAUAAUAGAUUGUCGAAGAAAAUUGACCGGUCCGCAUUACGUGCGAACUAUUUGCAUUGGCCCUAGCUACAGUAGUAUGCUCCCGAUUGCAUAUCGUGGGAAACAUUGAAUUUGAGUGGCAACUCUUACUUGCAAAGACGACCAGCGAGCGGCGAUGGCUGUAGAUAUGGGUUAUAACGGUACGGUGCUGGUCGUGGAGGAGGAAGGCGACGAGGCCGUGGAGAUACCGCUGGAAGAAGACGGUACGCUACUGCUAUCGACUUUACAGGCCCAGUUCUAUGGUGCGUGCGGUCUGAAGUACCGUAAUCCGGAUAAUAAAGCGAUACGGGGUGUGCGACUGAGCGACAACAAGCUGCACCCGUUCUCGCCCGAUUCCGGCUGGGGUAACCAUGUGUACAUAUGUGUGUUUCCGAAGGAAAACAAACGCAAGAGCGACGACAAGCUGGAAAACUCGACACCGAAGACGAAGCGGAUCGAAAGUCGGAACCGCACGACGACGGAUUUGAUCGUGCUCGGUUUGCCGUGGAAGACGACCGAGGAGAGUCUGCGCGAGUAUUUCGAGACGUUCGGUGAUCUGCUGGUGGUGCAGAUUAAGAAAGACUCCAAGACUGGCCAAUCGAAGGGAUACGGGUUUAUCCGGUUCGCGCGGUUCGAGAGCCAGAUGAAGGCACUGUCGAAGCGGCACCUGAUCGACAGUCGCUGGUGUGACGUGAAGGUGCCUAGUAGCAAAGAUCAGACGCAGCACCAGAUGCCGAGCAAGAUAUUUUUAGGGCGCCUGACAGAGGACAUCAACUCAGACGAUAUCCGCGACUACUUCAGCAAAUACGGAGAGGUGACGGACGUGUUCAUACCCAAGCCCUUCCGGGCGUUCGCGUUCGUCACGUUCAUCGACCCGCACGUUGCGCAGAGCCUGUGCGGCGAGGAUCAUCUGAUCAAGGGCACCUCGGUGUAUGUGUCAACGGCUUCGCCCCGGCCGGAACACGGUCGACACCACGGCAAGGGCCAGAUGGGAGGAAAUUUUUCCAACUACGAUGAGCGUGGCCGCGGCGGUGGUGGCGUCGGGGGUGGUAGCGGCGGUAACGAGUAUCACCGGGGUGGUGGAGGCGGUCAUGCCGUUGGACCACAUGUACCGGCACCGAACAACAACUAUCAUCAUGGCAGCGGAGGAGGUAGUGAGGGUGGCGGACCCGGUGGGUACAACAAUCUGCAAUCGGGAAGCGGUGGUAGCCAACAGCCUAUCUGGAAUUACAACGAGUACACGGCGCAGAACAGGCAAAACAAUAGCAACAUUGAAUCGAUGCCGAACCUACAGGCACUCGGAAUCAACUCGAGCGGGCCGAACGGGCAGCAGCGGGGUGGAGCCGUAGGUGGAGGUCUACACAGCGGACACCAUGCGGGGAUGGGAAACCAUCUGAGCGGUAGUGGUGGUGCCGGUGGAUCCGCUCCUGGUGGUCCAGGCAACAAUGGAGCGGGUGUGAUUGGCGCCCACGGUGGACCAGCGGCGGGCAAUAUGAAUCUCUACCAGAUGCCAAUCAACCCUGCAAUAAUAGCGGCCGCAUUAAGCCAGUGGAGCUUAAUCGGUAACCAGAUGCACAAUACGGCCCAGGGAGCGGGUGGACCCGGUGGGCCCGGCGGACCAGGAGCUCCCGGUCAGGCGAACGCGAAUGUACCGGGUGGCCCCGCGGGUGGACCACCGGGAGGACCGGGUGGUGCGGCCGGUCCAGGGCCGGGUGCGUCCGAGCAGGAGUACCUGCCCUGGAACGGUACCGGCAAUGGAGCACCAGGCGCUGGUGGACCGGCUGGACGGGUAGACCCGAACCGUCAGUGAAACACCACUGGGGAGCCACAGAAACUCCCUCGACAGUCUUAGUUUAACUAUUACAAGAAAAGUAUCAUAGUACCGGCGAUCCUGACCUGCAAACUCGCCCCCGGUUUUCGAUCUCCCGGAACAUCCGGCAGCCGACUAGAUGAUAAGGUGGAACGAAGAUUGCUAAAGAUGCUGGUGGGGUUGAAAGAGCGAACAAGCGAGCGAGAGAGAGAGAGAGAGAGAGAGAGAGAGAGAGAGAGAGAGAGAGAGAGAGCGAGCGAGCGAGCGAGCGAGCGAGCGAGCGAGCGAGCGAAAGAAGGAACGCACGCGAGAGUCGUGAUGGGGGUGGGUGUGAACAUAAAGGAUGUGAGUCGAGUCGAUGAUGAAUGUGUGCUACGUGAAAAUAAGCGUGAAUAGAAUAGAGUGUGCAUGAUGAGGAUGUGUGGCAGUAGUGUGCAACUUCCCUCGAGCGCGUGUGUGUUUGUAAGCGUUUUGAAAGUAAAUUUACUUUAGUUUUAUAUUUGCCAAACGAUUGGUUCGUUCUUUGGAAUGUGCGAGCAUUCAGAUCGCUAUUCAAACUUAGCUACCGUCGUCUUAAAUUAUAGUAGGCUUGCUGUGUACGCACUGAAGAAGGCUAAAGAAGGUGACAAACAGGCAACAUUUAAAAUAACAGGACACGCACCAUAAUCUAAAGAGGUUCGAACUGCCGGUGGCAAAACGGGCUAUGCUUGAAUGGCAUACCUUCCGAUUAAACAAAAAAAAAAACAAAACCGAUGCCGACGUAUCCGU
Molecule: messenger RNA, 2819 nt
Organism: Anopheles moucheti
Lineage: Eukaryota; Metazoa; Arthropoda; Insecta; Diptera; Culicidae
Product: TAR DNA-binding protein 43-like
Exons: 1
Coding region: 378-2051 (557 amino acids)
Biological process (GO): regulation of gene expression
Cellular component (GO): nucleoplasm
Molecular function (GO): RNA binding
Source: RefSeq, a predicted model, not a curated record